UCUGGGUUGAUUUGCGAUUGAAUCAUAGUUAGGUAUGAUAAUGAAUGAUAAUUCAGUUGCGCGAUAACAAGGAAUUUGAUAGUCAGUAUUCGCUAUUGUUUUAAUAAAAACGUUGAUUAAAUUUAGCCAUAUCGAAAACAAAGAACAAUUUCGUUCCAGAGUUUUAGCUAUUAAGGUGUACAAAAAUGAUAAACGAAGAUGACAUAAAUUCCAGCAAUGAGCUACCAAUACCAAAGAGGUCGAUCUCAACGACAAUUGAAUUACCGCUAUUUCUCUCUAUAGUGGCCGUGACCUUAGCAGGUCCAGCCAUCAGUAAUAUCAUCCUCUAUAGAACGUGCGUGCAUUAUUUAAAUUAUUCUGUGGCUGAAUGUGAGCCAUUCCUUUCACCCGUUAAAACAAACGCUACGGCACAGUUAGAGGAAGAAGUGCAGAAAUAUUCUACGUAUGUGACGACCGUAAAGAUGGUGCUGGAGUAUGUGUUCCCAGCUUUUCUAUCUUUGUUUCUUGGUGUCUGGUCUGAUACAUAUGGCAGAAAACUUUUAAUAGUUUGGCCUUUAUUUGGUUUGACAAUGACGAGCAUCUUACUAGUUAUCUUUGGAAUGAUGGAUAGCUUAGGUCCAUGGUGGCUAAUAUUAACAGCAGUGCCAUUUUCUCUUAGUGGAGGAUUCGUAGUAUUAUUUACUGGUGCCUACUGCUAUGUUAGCGAUACCAGUUCUUCCAGUAGUACGUUAUUAAGAAUGACAAUGAUAGACGCAACUACUUCAUUAGGUACUGUACUAGGAGUCACGUGUAGCACUCAUCUGAUUUUAAAAAUAGGUAAUACAUAUUUACUUUUGCUAUCUGCUACAAUCAGUACGAUAGCAUAUGCUUUUACCAACAUAUGGAUAAGGGAAUCCUUGAACGGUGCUUUACAGGGCGGAGUAUCGAAAAUCUUAGACGUAUUACUUAUAAAAGAAAUGGUUCAAGAAUGUUUGAAAGAAAGACCUAAUCGUCAGAGAGCUCAAAUUUUCCUCCUGUGUCUUGUCAGAGUCCUUACAGUUUUAGCCGUUUUUGGAACAGUCGGUUUGGAGUAUCUUUAUACAAGACAAAAACUACAUUGGUCAUUACAAGAAUACACAAAAUACUCAGCAGUGAGCACAGCAAUGUUGUUCCUGGGAGGUUUCUUCGGUGUUGUCGUGGUACAGAAAGUACUUCGCCUUGGAGAUAUAGUCUUUGCAAUAUUUAUAUUGAUCUCAGCUACAGCGGAUAAUUUGAUAAAAUUGUUUGCAAUCAAAUCCUGGCACAUGUACUUAAGUUCCGGAGUAUCAAUAUUCAAAGGUCUAUCGGGCCCCUUAGUACGAUCGUUUUUGACAAAAACGAUUCCAGUCGAGGACGUUGCUAAAGUUUUAUUUCUAGUAAGCACAGCUGAAAGUAUUUGUCCGAUGAUAUAUCCAGUUAUCUUUAACUCACUGUACGCGAGUACGUUGGCGACUUUCCCUGGUGCUAUAUAUGUUCUCAGCAGCUCGAUGAUAGUGAUCAGUAUAGUUACAUUGGGAUUUGUACAAUAUUUUUCGUGGAAUAGAUCAUCUGCAAAUUAUUCUCCACUUAGUUAUGAUGGUAUAUAAUUCAUCCAAAUUGAAAUAUAUGAAAAGGAAGAGGUUAUUUGUAAUAUGCUCUUCAUAAACAAUUUAUUAUGCAAGUUUUUUUGAUAUUUUAAAUUUUAAUGGAACACAUGUAACGUUGAUUGCUCAAGUUUUUAACAGGUUUUUUGGGUUACCUGUCUAACACGCCACGUCCGAAUUUUUAUUGGACCCUGAUAUAUUCAGCUUUUAUCGUACGAGAUGACUGCAUAAGAUUUAUUUAGAUGUCGACUUGUCGAAUUAUCUUGAAGCAAAUUAUAAAAAAAUAUAUACAUGAUUAUCUAUGAUAUUUAGGAAUCGUCCGUACAUGGUUGUUGGCUGUUGGAUUUUUGGAAUUCCGUUGAUCCUUCUUUUAUAUUUUAAUGCCCUGCAAAACAGGCGGGUAACAACUAGUUUAUAUCGAUACCUCUUAUAUUACCCGACCGUUAGAUUUGUUUAGUAUUGCCCUACUGAAAAAACUACGAAAACUAUAUAUAUAUAAAUGGUAUACCAAAAGAUGCAGUGCGAUUCGGAGUUUUAGUAUACCACACUUGGCAGACGUCUACCGACGAUUUUGCCUGUUAUCAUAUAUCUGUGGUCAUUGUCACACAUACUUGUGCAAGUCUCUUGUUAAUCGUGGCUAACAAAAAAAAUUGAUUGUAUUCAUGACAAGUAUUUUAGAAGCUACCUCUAAAGUAAAAUCUUAUAUUUAUAAAAAACUGUGAUAUUAAAAAUUACAUUUUAUUGACAAAAUGUUUUAUAUUUUUUAUUAAUUGUGUAUGGCACCAUUAAAUCGAUCUCGCGAUAUUGUCAACUGCCAAGAGAUUGUAAACCAUAACAAAUUCUGUUAAC
Vanessa tameamea is the source of this 2450-nucleotide messenger RNA. RefSeq names its product probable peptidoglycan muropeptide transporter SLC46. Gene Ontology annotation, biological process: transmembrane transport. The record is from RefSeq and is a predicted model, not a curated record. Lineage: Eukaryota; Metazoa; Arthropoda; Insecta; Lepidoptera; Nymphalidae. Gene Ontology annotation, cellular component: membrane. Gene Ontology annotation, molecular function: transmembrane transporter activity. The coding region runs from base 186 to 1604 and encodes 472 amino acids. The transcript has 9 exons.